Molecule: messenger RNA, 4939 nt
Organism: Mya arenaria
Lineage: Eukaryota; Metazoa; Mollusca; Bivalvia; Myida; Myidae
Product: inositol hexakisphosphate kinase 1-like
Exons: 7
Coding region: 178-1548 (456 amino acids)
Biological process (GO): inositol phosphate biosynthetic process; phosphatidylinositol phosphate biosynthetic process
Cellular component (GO): nucleus; cytoplasm
Molecular function (GO): inositol hexakisphosphate kinase activity
Source: RefSeq, a predicted model, not a curated record
UGUUUGUCGGUGAAGUCAGUUACUUGAUAUGUACUUCUAAAGCUUUAAAUUAAUUCAUAAUCGGAAAAAGUAUACAGAAAGGUGGAUGGUACAAAAAACAAUUGCUAAUGAUUGAAGAAGUCUUACAUUUAUGUGGAUAUAGAGACGGCCGGUACGUCAUAUCACGAGGACGCCAGAAUGCCGGAGUACAGCAACGCACAAGACAACACUGUAGAAUCAGAACCAGUCCAACUUCAGCCUUUUAUUCAUCAGGUUGGGGGACACAGUUGUGUUCUACGUUUCAACGAGACCACAUUAUGUAAACCCCUUAUUGCAAGGGAACUCGUGUUCUACGAGUCCCUGCCAGCCGAACUCAAAGAAUUCAUCCCCGAUUUUAGAGGCAUUGUGGAGGUGGAGUUACAGGAAGAUGACGAUGGGCAGAUAACCCUGAUGGGCUAUCCACUCCACGGGGAUAAUUCAGUGAGCCCGUUGGGUAGGCAGCGGGCAGGCAAGAGGCUCCAGAGGUCCUCACCCAAGCCGUAUGAGCGGGGUACAUCGCCUAACUCCAGCGGAAGUGAGACUGAGACCUCACAGAGCCCUGAGUUACACUCCAAGAAUAAACACCCCAGACGCAGUGAUAAUGCAUACAGUGUUCGCCUGUUACGUAGCGGGAGUAUCGAGGUGAGCACGGAGUUGGACACGUUGUUCAACUCCCCGGACCACAAGUCUGGCCAGAAGUCCGCCGGCCUCAAUCCGUGGAGCCUUAAGUGUCACAAACGAGAGGUGGCCAAGAUGAGGAAAUAUAACGAGGACUCAAACUUGAAGAAGUACAUCCUGUUGGAGAAUGUAGCAGCCAAGUUCCGUUUCCCGUGCAUCCUGGACCUGAAGAUGGGCACGAGGCAGCAUGGAGACGACGCUCCCGAGGCAAAGAAACUCAGCCAAACACGCAAAUGUGAGAGCACUACGUCCAGUCAUGUGGGCCUCAGACUUAUUGGCAUGCAGGUGUACCAGCGUGCUAAGGGGCAUUUCCUUUGCCAAAACAAAUACUAUGGACGCGAACUGAGCGUGGCAGGAUUUAAGGAGAGCUUAGAACUCUUCUUGUAUGAUGGUGAACAUCUGAGACUGGAAUUACUGGACCCUAUAUUAAAUAGACUUCAUAAUCUGAAGGGAAUUGUAGAAAAACAGGAAUCAUUCCGCUUUUACUCAAGUUCUCUGCUAAUUAUGUAUGGUGGUCAGGGAAAUGACAACUUGGACCAUUGUGAUAAUGUUAACAAACAGAUGGGUGAGAAUAGUGACCAGCCCCACCAUGACAACGGGAACCAGGAGGGAGCAGAACUGUACUGUGGGGCCUCAGACGAUUCCUGCGACUCUGCAGUGGAGUUAAAGACAGAUAAUGAACAAGUGGAUGUACGCAUGAUUGACUUUGCACACUCCACACAUCGAGGAUUCCAAGAUGACGCUCGACACAAGGGGGUAGACCAGGGGUACCUCUUUGGACUGAAAAAUCUCAUCUCUAUUUUCACAGAGAUCAAACAGAGGUACCCUGGGCAUGCGCCAGAAAAUGGAUGAACUUUGUUGACCUAAUGCCAUAAACCAGUGUGCAAUGUAUGAAGCCUGAGAUCAAAACUUACGCUUGCAAUGUUUUAAUUUUGUGAGGGUUCUAUGGUUAAUGUGGGCUUUGUUAUAUAUAUAUAUAUAUAAUACAGGGAAAAUGGCAAUGAUUUUAAAUUUUGUUACGUUAAGAAUGGUAGGAUAUUUUUUGUAAGAGCAUAUUUAAAUACGCCAUAAAGGUAAAAUGUUCUUGAUCACAUUUUCAGAAAUUAUUUGAAAUGUAUGUUGUAUGAACCGUCACUGUGGCCUAAUGGUUAGGGGUUGCUUACAGAGCGGCAGGCGAAGAAUUGAGCCCCAUACAGGGCUAGUUCUGAUGUGGACAGCAGCUAUUAUUGGAUUUCCGUCCUUGCGAGGUGCUGGGCAUACAGGACAGGAAACAAGAGUAAAGAUGUUCAUCGAUCAAGGUGUCCAGAAUGUUCACUCUUAACUGAGAUGGGUGAUACAAUAAGAAACAUACACUUAAAUUUACUCUACUUAUUACCUAGAUAGGAAAAAAAUACAUUUUUAAAAAUGUGUAAAUUGGCUUCGAGCUGUUCAGAUUAUUUUAUUUAUUAAUUGUGCAGCUGUAAAGUUGUGUAUUUGACACACUUUUAAAUGCACAGUCAAGUUAAAGCGCACGUCUAUAAUGGAAGAUUUAAAUACAUAUAUGUCAAGUUUGUAUGUGCUUGGCACCAAAAUUAUAUAUACCAUCGCGUACAGUAAGAAGUCUAGAUCCAAGUAGUUGCUUGCAUAAUGGGAUGUAUUUUUUUUAUAUAAAGUGUACACAUAAAGUGCAUAUAUAUAUAUAAAUCCAAAGUAUACAUAUGUGUACUUGUUAUAUUACCUUACUGCAUUCUUGCAGUUUUAAAAUCCAUCUCUCACUGGUUGUACAGUGGCGAAUACCUUAGGAGUUUAUUGGUGUAGUAAAUAAUCUAGUUUUAGUAGGUGUAUGUUGUUUUCCAAGUACAGUCACCUGGGUUGGCAGGUCAUCAUUUACAGAAAGAUAUAUAUUUAUACAUUGUGCACUGUUGUUCUAGGGGCCUUAAUGGUUUUGUUGGUUCCUAGAUGUUGUUUACUAGAUAUACAAGGUUAUUCAAAACAGAGGAACAUCUUUGUUAUUUAACUUUGAAGAAUCUUAAAUUAAGAUGCCUCUAUUUCUGUGUAGUGCUUUUAUAAGUAUAGUAAUGUUCAGGCAGAUAAAUUUGAUAGAGUCAAAAAUAUUUGUAUAUUCUUUUUAUCCAUUUAAGCACUGUAAAAAGUUAGCUUAUCCAUUUAUUCUUACUUUCUUUGAAUAUUUUAUUUAAUGAUGAGUACAACUAUGUUACCUAUGUAUAUAUAUGUAGUGAUUGUUCAUGGUCUUGUGACAGACAAUAUUUAAGAUGUUUACAAAGCAGUUUUUGUAAUGUGUGAUACAGAUCCUCAUCGGCACUAUACUAUGUAUAUAUCUCCAGUAUAUCUGCAGGGAUUUCCAUCUCUCAUACCCACACCUCCUUCUCCUGGGACCAGUUUUCUCUCUCAGUCUGUUGUGUCUGAACUGCCGUGUUUCACAUGCAUGCUAAAAGUUUUGUUAAACAAAUGAUUGACCAAAAAGGAUUUCAAGCAGUAAUAAUAAGAUUUGAUCAGCUUUAUAAUAGUCUAGAAAAAUAGUCCAUGUACAUUGUUGAUAAUUAAUCCAAUUGGUUGUGAUUGGUCUACCUCUAAAGCAUUUCACAACGCUCCUAUCAUCACCAAGGUUACCAUGACAUUAAUAGAUUUAUCAUCCUAGGCCUUAACUUUUUUUUAACUAUUUUAGAACUCAGAAUAGAAAUGUUCUUUUUUGUUGAAGAAUUGUGCAUGUAUAUUGUUCUUGACAAAGCUUCCCAUGUUUUAUUACUAUUAUAAUGCAUGUGUUAAAACUGGUCUCAUUCAGUUGCUUAUGAUGCUUCAUUUAUGUUUGACUAUUGAACUUAUAUUAUCUUACAAUAUUCAUGGUGAAGAUGGAAAGUAAAUCAUACACAAUAUGGCUAUCUCUUUAAUGAGCAUAAAACAAAUAUCGUACAACCAAGAAUGGUAGAUGAAGAUUGCCAUGAGAUUGAAUUGUACAUGUUAUUUGGAAAUUCAGACUAAUAAUAUCUUUCAUGUGUUUCCGGUCUGGAUAGAAAAAUCUGACCCAAUGGCACCUGCGUUGCCAGUAAUUGAGGCUUGCCGAGUUACCGGCUACACAGCGUGCCUGAGGGUCAGAUUUUUUUAUUUGGGCCGGACUCACAUGAUUGAUAUAUUUUUUGUAUCAUAUCUUAAAUUAUUUUUUUAUGAAAAUAAAGACAAAGAACAUUUUGUUCAUUUUAUCAAAAAAAGCAAAUGUGAUGAUGUUUACUGACGUCAUGGCGCGCGGUUAUGUUUAUUCACUGCAUACGUCACGAAGUUCCUUAAUAUAAUGUCUUUUAAGGUUUACUUUGUUUUGAAGCUAUAUUUUUGUAAGGUUAAUGUUUAUGGAAAUCAUCUUUUGAAUUAUCUCAAUUAUCCUACAUCAAGUGUAUAAUAAAAGAAAGAAGAAGUAUUGUGUCACAGCGUGUGACUCAUCUAGCAUGGUGGGGUGCAAGACAGAGGUUUUCCACACAGAUUUAUUCACAAAAAAUGCAUAUCCAGUGUGCUAAAGAAGCAGUGACUUGCGUGACCAAUAUAACAAUCAGUUUAGAACACAUAUUAUUUCUUCUUUGAAUUACCAGUUUGAAAAAAUGAUCAUUUGAUAUGAUAGUCUUGCGAGACCAAUGAAACAAUCUGUUCAUAAUACAUGAUAUUUCUUUUUAGAUUUAACAGUUUGAAAAGUGAUCAUUUGAGAUGGUUGAUAGGAGUGUUCUAUUUACUCAUACAUGUUAAGAAGAUAGAAAAGAAGUCAAUUGUUGCAUUAACAUUUUUAAAUAUGAGACCCUCGAUAGCUUGCUGCUAGUUGUUAGUAUGGUUUAUAACCCUUUCCUUCAUAGAUAUGCCUUUAUUCCCCUCUAUCCAUAGUCUCAUAGAUAUACAUUUUUUCUCCUUAUAUAUGUAAGAUUUAGAAUGAAAGGUUCAAACAGUGUGCUAUGGAGAGUGUUUGACUUAUGUACAGAUUUUCAUCUAGUGAAAUAUUAUACUAGAAAAGAUUUAUUUUAUUUUAGUUUACAUGUUUUGCCUUUUACUUUCUCAGCAUAAUCAGUCGAUAAACAUUGUCCAGGUUUUUGAACACCAUUUAUAUUUCAGGCUUAAAACCUUCAUUAAAAUAACUAUGUUGUUAGUUUUAUCUGUCUGAUAUUCUUGUUUCUUUGUUUUGAUAUUGUUAUAUUAUUUUACAUUUUAAUGUUAAUGGGAUUGUGGUCAUAUUCAAAUUUUUGAGUCAUUAAAAUUAUAUAAUGUUAUA